AUGGAAUACAUGCGCCAAAACGGGGCAUAUCUGUCGCACUUCCUGUCAUACGCUUGGAAGUUCGGCAAACAGAUUCAGCGCCGGCAGCUUGAUCUCCCGGAAUAUGCGGCUAGUUUCGUCAAUUAUAAGGCAUUGAAAAAGCUGAUCAAGCAACUGAGUGCCACACCGACAAUUCCAGCUCAAAGGACCCCCGAAGAAAUUGCCCAAGAUGGAACUUUGGAUCCGCAAGCCUCGCUGCGAGCGAACAAAGAGGUGUUCUUCUUCCGCUUGGAGCGGGAAAUUGAAAAAGUCAAUGCAUUCUACCUACAAAAAGAGUCCGAGUUUUCGCUGCGGCUUAAAACCCUAGUCGAUAAGAAGCGCGUGGUCCAGUCCCGGACCAGCACCAAUUCCAAGGCCCCAUCCAACUUUAUGGCACUAUUUGAGGGCUUCCAACAAUUCGAUGGCGACUUAAAUAAACUGCAGCAAUUUGUGGAGAUCAACGAGACCGCCGUGUCCAAAAUCUUGAAAAAGUGGGAUAAGACAUCUAAAUCCCGAAUGAAGGAGCUCUACUUGCAGCGCGCAGUCGAAGUACAACCCUGUUUCAACCGCGAGGUCCUUCGGGAUCUAUCGGACCGAGCAACUACAGCCCGGUUGGAGUUGGAGGCAUGGGCCGAGGGGGAGAACCUACAGUUUGAUACGUCACGGCCCUCGGACCGUGGCACAGCCCCUGGUUUUGGUACUGAGGAAGAAGAGCUGGACCUUCAAAUCCUACAAUCUGCCUCACAGGGGAAUCUACAGAACUUGCGGGAGUGGUUGAGCAAGCUAGAGUCACUCCCUGAUUCCCAAGAUCGAGCCACGCGGACGUUCCUGACGGCGAUCAACGGCUUCCCCGAUGAUGUGCUCGCUCUCCUUCUCGAGAGCAAAUUGGUGGACGUACAUGCCGAGGAUGAUAUCAACGAACGCAACUGCCUUCACGAAGCCGCCAUCUCUGGGCGAGACUUUGUCCUUAAGGCCGGAAUUGCCGCAUCGGUAGAUAUUGCUCGAUCAGAUGUCUAUGGACGAAUUCCUCUCCACUACGCCUGUAUGCACGGUCGUGUAGACAUGGUCCGCGAACUGCUGGCAGUAGGCCCGCACACAGUUGACAUGAUGGACCACGAUAAUUUCACCCCUCUCAUCCACAGCAUCGUGAAACGCCAGCUCGCGUGUGCGAAACAGGUCUUGAUUAGCAAUGCUCGCAUCGAUCCAGCAUCAGACUCGGACCACAUCCCCUUGAAUCUUGCCUGUCAGCACGGAUCGUUGCCUAUUGUGCAGAUGCUUCUGGAACGGAAGGCCCGUCUGCUGCCAGAUGCGGAGGGCCUCUACCCGCAACAUAUGGUAGCUCGGGCGUCACAAUCACCGGACCUGCUCCUUCUAUUGAAGCAGCACGGAGCCGAUAUGAAUCAAAGGGACAAAUUGUAUCAAUGGACACCGCUAUUCCACGCGGCAAGCGAGGGCUGUGUACCGUGUCUACGGACACUUCUCGACCUCGGUGUGGAGGCGCAGGUCGCAGAUGAGAAGGGCCUUUCCGCCAUGUAUUACGCUGCUUGGGAAGGGCAUCUUGAGUGCAUGCUACAUCUUUGGGCCCAACCCUUGAUUGAUCCCCCUACACAGCGACCUCUCGAUAUUUUGAACGGGUUUCAAUUCCGGGAAUCCAGCUACAUGGAUGAAGACAUUGGAAGACGGGGGAGCUCAGUUGAGAUGGAGAUUGCCGAUGGUAUCCCUGACCUUUCUCUGCCACCUCCUAUCAUUCCCCUACGACGCUACGGCCACAACUUCCUGGACAAAAAUGUCUUUGUGCAGCUUCUGUUUGAUCAAGGGAAUACCGGCUCCAUUAUCUUUGACCAGGCAGGUCGCCAUCCGGCCGCACGGCUCACUAUCUCGUCCAAGCUAUCCGACUUAAUUCCCCGUACCAUAAUGCUUCCAAUUCAAGAAGACUCUCGCACAAUAUCUUUCCACGUGGAUAACUUGGACACUUUCGCGGUGGACUUUGAGAUCUUCCCCACUUUUGGCUCCAAGGUGAUCGCAAAGAGUGUGGCCUUGCCGGUGACCUUCCGGGCCGAAAGAUCUAGCACAGGCUCCUGCUGCCUUCCCCUCUUUGACCCUCGCCUUCGGGCCAUUGGUCAACUACAGUUCAACUUCCAGGUCAUCAAGCCGUACCAUGGUGACCCUCUGGAAAUCACACACUUUGCGACUUACUGGAAGGCGACUGGUGCUAUCGACUCAGAGCACAACGGAUUGGUGACAGGCUCUAGCUUGUCAGGAGACUAUGUCCAACUAUUCGUGCAGCUGACACGAGAUCGCGUGCCGGUGCUUUAUCCCCAGUUUCUCAUCGACCACCAUGGAAUUGAAAUCCCAGUGUGUCAGUUGACAUAUGCGCAAUUCCAGGCCAUUGGUGUUGAACGAGGUGUCAACCGAUCUCACAUUAUCCAAUUCUUAGAAACCCAGGCACUGGGUGAUAUGCCACAAGCUCAUCGUCUUUUGGCGGAGUCGUUCAUGUCUCUACAAGACGUUCUGCAGGAAUUGCCAAUGGGGUUGAAUAUCAACCUUGCUGUUCUUUAUCCGUCUAGCGCCGAGGAAAGAUCUCUCGGGAUGACCUCUUUAGCUGAUGUCAACAGCUUCGCUGACGCCAUUUUGACUGUCGUCUUCCACCAUGCGCGUGUGUCUCGCGACAAGAACCCCGACUUUAUGCGUUCUGUGGUAUUCACUUCUUACAACCCCAAUAUCUGUACUGCUUUGAACUGGAAGCAACCUAAUUACCCCGUUCUUCUUUGCAACGACUUGGGCCAAAUUCGGGACUUGACUCUUAACAUGGACAUUCUUCCCGACGUCAACAGCAGCGGGCGCACCUCUAUGUCUAUCAAGGAAUCUGCACGCAUCGCUCAAAGUAACAACUUUAUGGGCCUGAUUUGCCGGUCAAGUCUUCUUAACGUUGUCCCUGCCCUUGUGGAGACAAUCAAAGAACUUGGCCUCGUUCUUGUUGCUGAUACUUGUGACGAGGCAGGUCAACCUGACCGCAGGGACUCUUUGGCAGCUGCCAACCCUGUAGGCGUGGCUGAAUGGGCUUAUCGCAUGCCCGAUGGGGUCAAUGGUGCGAUGAAAGCCAACGGUGUCCUCCGAUUCAACGAUAUGAUUGACAUGUGA
Messenger RNA from Penicillium verhagenii, 3159 nucleotides. RefSeq lists its product as uncharacterized. The transcript has 7 exons. The record is from RefSeq and is a predicted model, not a curated record. Gene Ontology annotation, molecular function: protein binding; glycerophosphocholine phosphodiesterase activity. The coding region runs from base 1 to 3159 and encodes 1052 amino acids. Lineage: Eukaryota; Fungi; Ascomycota; Eurotiomycetes; Eurotiales; Aspergillaceae. Gene Ontology annotation, biological process: glycerophospholipid catabolic process.